AUGUCUGCGUACCAGUCUCCUCCGAGUCGAAAUUCGUCCUCAGGACAUCGAAUAUUUUACUCACUUCCAGAUAAACCAGAAUUGAAUGAUUCAAAUGCAUUGACAUAUCGGCCUAGUUUUACUUUGGGCACACCAUCAGAGACGUCGGCGCAUGGCCAAAAAGAAUCUAAUCACCCAUUUAAUUUAUUUAUUGUGUAUUGUGAUUACACGGCAUCUGGAAGAUCCCUUUCCUUCAUCGAGGAUUUUAUCUACAACGAAGUACUUCCAGAAUAUGGCAACACACACACUACGACAAGUGUUACAGCAUUACAAACAACGCUCUUUAGACACGAAGCUAAAGAUAUUAUCAGAAAUGCUGUUCGCGCUAACGAUCACGACGCUGUUAUCUUCGUCGGCAGUGGUUCCACUGGAGCCAUACAUAAGCUUGUUCACAACCUUAAUCUGGAAACCCCACCAGCCACAUCUAAAGAAGCCGAACUGGAAGGUAGGCCCCUCGUUGUUUGCAUGGCUGCUGCAUCAAACAUAACAGGCAUUAUGGUUGAUGUAAAUGAGAUUUCUAUUCUCGUUCAUCGUUAUGGUGGUCUUAUCUUCUGGGACUAUGCAACGGCAGCUCCAUAUGUAGAUAUAGACAUGAAUCCUGUUGUUGUGGGGUUAGUUAACAUUGUUUUCAUUUUUGCUUUUAUGCCAAAUGCCACUUUGCUAGACAUUAUCUUAAGAUUUAUCUCUAAUUGCUCUUAUAUCAUGAAAUUAUAA
Molecule: messenger RNA, 753 nt
Organism: Protopolystoma xenopodis
Lineage: Eukaryota; Metazoa; Platyhelminthes; Monogenea; Polystomatidea; Polystomatidae
Source: the annotation of a GenBank genome assembly